Messenger RNA from Acanthoscelides obtectus, 2589 nucleotides. Lineage: Eukaryota; Metazoa; Arthropoda; Insecta; Coleoptera; Chrysomelidae. The record is from the annotation of a GenBank genome assembly.
GAACUCAUCAUUCGAAUGAUCUCAUGUGAAUCAUCACAUACGUCACAGAAUCAUAUGAUCGACAUAAGGUUAAUUAUAAAUUAAGAUAAAUGAGCAAAAGACAAAUUUAAUAUAGAAAGCUGACUGCUAUUACACGAUUUGAAAACAGCAACAGUUAUAAACUUUGCUAUUAUAAAUGUUUUCACUGUCAGAGGGAGUAACAGUGGAUUUAUAUUCAAGAUUUAGAUGAUUGUGUGAAAUGGAAGGAGACCACUUCCCAGCUGUCUCCAGAAGAUACCGCACGAAAUAAUGUUAGAUUCAACUAUUAUGUCUUGAGUACAGGUUCUUUCUUCUGUCGAUCUGGUGGCACCAAAUUCGGAUUUUGUUGAAGUUUAGACCAUCCAUAAUGAACUCCUAUGAUCAAUGGUAUUCCUACUAAGAACACAAUAUUAUCGUUUACCCAUUUCCCAAAUUUGGCUCCUAACAUGAUGUACUAAAAGGUUGGAUGAUAUAUGAUGCAAUACCACAAUCAGCUUCAACCAUGGCUGUAGGAAGUACGAAAGUGGUGCAGGUCACCAACAUAGCACCCCAGGCGACCAAGGAUCAAAUGCACACGCUUUUCGGCUUUCUUGGUAAGAUCGAAGAUAUUCGUUUAUACCCCACUAUUAGAGACGUUUCUUGCCCAGUGCAAUCUAGAAUAUGCUAUAUCAAGUUCACAGAUACUUCUACUGUUGGUAUAGCCCAACAUAUGACCAAUACAGUCUUCAUUGAUAGGGCACUGAUAGUUAUACCUGUAUCAAAUGGGGACAUUCCAGAUGAAUACUAUGCAUUAGAAAUGACCAAAAAUGGUACUGUCGUGCCUGGAUUGACCAUGGGUGACCCAAAGUUACCCCCUCAUGUGCAAAAUGUGACAUAUGGCAUUGGUACAACUGAACAAUGUAUCAUGACCAAAGAUUUAAAGUUGGAACAAGAAGAAUUACCUCCUUAUCCCCCAUUGCCUUCCACAUAUGACGGAGCUAAGAUUGAAGAAACUAGAAGAACUGUUUUGAUUUUAAAUGUAGAUCCCUCAUGGUCCAAUGAUGAUUUUAUUGAAUUUUUCAGUAAAGCUGGUGAGGUUAAAUAUUUGAGAACAUGUAAAAAGGGGGCUGAUGAGUCUGAAGCAACUCAUAUGCUAGUCGAGUUCACAGAUCAAACAAGUGUCAUAAAUGCUCUAAAACUGAAUGGUACUGAGCUAAAUGGUAAAUCAAUUGAAAUACAGCAUGCAACACAGCCUAUUGUGAAGCCUCAAGCUAAAAGCAAUGAAGAUGCACAAAAGGAGAUCGAAGAAGCUAUGUCAAGAUUUAAAGAGGCACAAAAUAUGAUUACUGCUUCUAUAGAACCUGUUAUUGGCAUGUUGACCAAGGACAAACGAACCUCAAGAAGAUCGCGGUCUAGAUCAAGGGGUAGAAGAAGGAGAUCCCGGUCAAGAUCAAGAUCUAGGAGAAGAUCAAGAUCUAGAAGACGCAGGUCACCAUCUCCUAAGAGAAGAUCCAAGUCUCGCGAUCGCAAACACAGAUCAAAGUCAAGAUCAAGGAGGCGAUCCUCUUCGAGGAAAAGAUCAAGGUCAAGACGUAGAUCAAGAUCAACAAGCAAAUCAAGAAGACGUACUAGUCGGCACCGUAGCCGGUCUAGAGGUAAGUCAAGAGAUAGAAAAUCCAGAGAUCGCUCUAAAGAUAGAAAACGAAGCAAGGAUAGAGACAGAAAGUCGUCCAGGGAUCGCGAAUCCAAAGAAAAAGUGAGAGAUAAAGGUAGAGAGUCAAAGGAAAAACGCAGUGACAAGGAGAGCAGCUUUGAUACGGAAAAGGACAGGAAGAUAUACAGAUCGAGAAGCAGAAGCCAUCGCAGAUCAAGGUCUCGGGACCGCAAGAAAGAUCGCAAACGUUCGCGUUCCAGGGGUACUCGAAAGCGUUCCCCAUCACCUCGAAAAAAGCGCAGUCGGUCCAGGAGCAGAGACAGGAAACUGGAAAAGAAAGACAAAGAUCGGGACAGGAAGGACAGAGAUAGAAAGGACAAGGAUAGACGAAGUCGGUCUCGUUCGAGGUCAUCUAGAUCCACAAGAUCGCACUCCAAAGUACCUAGAAACUAUGAUGAAGAGGAAAAAGGUUAUGACAAGGAAAAGGGCCACGAAAAGGAUAAAGCUUCAAGUAAAGAGAUGGAACCUGAAACGUCAUAUGAUAACCAGCAGUCACCUGAGAGAUCUGACAACAUUGGUGACAAUAUGGACAUUUCAAAUUCACCAUAGUUUCUUCUGAUAAAAAUCCCUUGACUAUAUUGUUUGUAGCAUGCUGUACUAUCAUUUACAGUAUUUAAACUGUAAACUAGUAAUCUACACUAAAAUUGAAAACACAAGUAGAUACAGGUGUAAUGUAACAGAAUCAUUGUAUGGAAAAAAAUGACUUUAAAAUUUAUUGAAACUUUUUACUUUAUUGAAAUUUUAAAUAUUUAGUUUGAUUAGUUGGUUAUAAUCUUCUUGGUUUUGCAACAAAGUAAUAACAGAUUAAAUUUUUAAAAAAUGUUACAUGGCACUUUUAUCCACUUGUGUCUUUAGUUUUAAGUUUAUUCAAAUACUAG